Messenger RNA from Pelecanus crispus (Dalmatian pelican), 1065 nucleotides. It is a transcript of the gene FZD7, whose product is annotated as frizzled class receptor 7. Gene Ontology annotation, cellular component: plasma membrane. Gene Ontology annotation, biological process: non-canonical Wnt signaling pathway; canonical Wnt signaling pathway. Gene Ontology annotation, molecular function: Wnt-protein binding; Wnt receptor activity. The record is from RefSeq and is a predicted model, not a curated record. NCBI's taxonomy places the organism in Eukaryota, Metazoa, Chordata, Aves, Pelecaniformes, Pelecanidae.
UUGGGCUACCGGUUCCUGGGGGAGCGGGACUGCGGGGCCCCCUGUGAGCCAGCCCGGCCCAACGGGCUCAUGUACUUCAAGGAGGCAGAGGUGCGAUUUGCCCGGCUGUGGGUGGGCGUGUGGUCUGUGCUCUGCUGCGCCUCCACCCUCUUCACUGUGCUCACCUACCUGGUGGACAUGCGCCGUUUCAGCUACCCAGAGCGGCCCAUCAUCUUCCUCUCAGGCUGCUACUUCAUGGUGGCAGUGGCCUAUGCGGCAGGUUUCUUGCUGGAGGAGCGGGUGGUGUGUCUGGAGCGCUUCUCUGAGGACGGCUACCGCACCGUGGCCCAAGGCACCAAGAAAGAAGGCUGCACCAUCCUCUUCAUGAUCCUCUACUUCUUCGGCAUGGCCAGCUCCAUCUGGUGGGUCAUCCUGUCCCUCACCUGGUUCCUGGCUGCUGGCAUGAAGUGGGGCCACGAGGCCAUCGAGGCCAACUCCCAGUAUUUCCACCUGGCUGCCUGGGCUGUGCCUGCUGUCAAAACUAUCACCAUCUUGGCCAUGGGGCAGGUGGAUGGGGACAUACUCAGUGGGGUGUGUUACGUAGGUAUCUACAGCGUGGACUCGCUGAGGGGCUUUGUGCUGGCGCCCUUGUUUGUGUACCUCUUCAUUGGCACUUCCUUCUUACUUGCUGGCUUUGUGUCCUUGUUUCGCAUCCGCACCAUCAUGAAGCACGAUGGCACCAAGACGGAGAAACUGGAGAAGCUGAUGGUGCGCAUCGGUGUCUUCAGUGUCCUCUACACGGUGCCUGCCACCAUUGUCCUGGCAUGUUACUUCUACGAGCAGGCCUUCCGUGGUACCUGGGAGAAGACGUGGCUCCUCCAGACCUGCAAAACCUAUGCCGUGCCCUGUCCCAGCCACUUUGCCCCUAUGAGCCCAGACUUCACAGUCUUCAUGAUCAAGUACCUCAUGACCAUGAUUGUUGGGAUCACGACUGGCUUCUGGAUCUGGUCUGGCAAAACGCUUCAGUCCUGGCGACGCUUCUACCACAGACUCAGCACCGGCAGCAAAGGCGAGACGGCAGUAUGA